AGAAAACGUAGACAGGUUGCUCUUGACUUGAAUACUGGAAUUCUGCAUAUAAUUAUAAUCCUUGGAUAACAGCACAUUCAGCCCAGGAGGAUUCUACAGUUGUAGAUUCAGGUCUCCACUGAACCAAGCUUCACUCAAGAUGGGAAAUGAGAAUUCAGUUUAUGAAUUUACGGAACACCCUCAGGCUAACGGGAAGCUGCAGAAUGGAGAGGCAAACGGCCACGUCAUCAGGAUUGUGGAUGCUCAGUUGAUCAGUCAGUCAACCUCGCGACCCUCCGAACAGGAGAAAGUGCCCUCAGAAGCUGGCAAGCCGGCAGGCAGCCAAAAGCAGGCUGGUGGUGUCCGCCCCUCUGACGGCCCAGGGAAUCCAACGCAGCAACUGGAGCCGAGGAGGGAGGAGGAGGUGUCUCCCACAAAGGCCCCAGAGCAGGACAGUGACCGUAAGCGGACCAAAGGUACCCCUCGACAGGCCACAUUCUCGCUUUUCAAAUCGGUGUCACCUCCUGCUGAAGCUCCAGGGAAUCCAGCACAUCAGCCGGUGCUGAAAGAGGAAGAGGUCAGUGUCCAGCCUCCACCUGCUGCAGAUAAGGAGGUGGAGCCCAAGCAGGACACAGAGGAGAAGGUGCCAUUGUUCAACAAGCUUUUCAAGAAGAAAACAGAGGCCAAGAUUGAGGUGGACCUGCCUGUGGUGGAGACUGAUGGCUCACAGGGGGAGGAGAAGCCUGUUGUAGUUAAAAUCAAGGAAAAUGGCCUCCAUUGUGAGCCUGGAAAAGGCGAGGAGGCGUCGGCCCUGCGUUCUCAGCAUCUUGCCAGCGUCCCGGUGGAAAGCAAAGAGCUCGGCGUCAACAGCGACAACGUCUACCCGCAGCAAGCUGAACACGGGGAGAGUCUCCGAGAAGAACGCCCAGUGAUGAAUUUUUUCAAAACAUUCGCGAGUCCAAGUAAAACUUCCAAAGGAGUCUCUCCAGAUGUCUCCAAAGACACGGCAAAGGGCACCAAGGAGCCCGAGGGCCAAAGCAAACUGGAAAAGGGGUCUGCAGCCAAGACAGCAGAGCCCCCUGCCUCAGAACCUAAAGACACGGACCCCAAUCCAAAGGACUCCACGGGGGGGACAUUCAGCAAACUCUUUAGGCAGAAGUCCUUCAAGGAUACCCAACCAACAGCCACAAGUGAGGUAGAUGCUGCUACUGCUUCUAGAUCUACCAAGACAGCCCCACCACCUGAACCACCUAAAGCAGAAACCAAAGCAGAACCGGCAGCCAAAAAUCCCAAGAACUCCCAAAAGGAAGUACCCAAGGAUGCCCCGAGUGGGCCGGAGAUCAAGCAGAAGCCUGCUAAAAGUAGGCCUUUCUCCAAACUCUUCCAGCGCAAGACUAUGGAGGAGGAGCCACAGGAGGAGGAUCCGCAAAAGGAUGAGGAGGAGGGGCAGGGUGGAGCGUCAAAGGCCAGUACACUAGAAGCGUCCGCACUGCCAGCACAGACAGGAAAACCACAGGAGAAAAAGAAAUCGAAUCUUAUCACCCUUUUCAAGACGAAGGUACCGCAACGCCCACAAACAUCUAAAGUCCAGACUGCCCCGACAUGUGGAAACAGUGUCCCUGUCAGCACUGAUGUACCGACCCCCGACACCACAAAGAACACGCUGCCUGAUGCACCUCCUCUGCCCGAGGCGGCCCAAGGUGUCAAGUUGAAGGAGGACCCCAAACCCGGCACUGAGGCCGAGAAGAAGAGGAGCGGAAAGCAGGAAGUCAUACCCAAAGUCAAGGCCCUGGAGGUCGCCGUAGACAGCAAAUCAGUGUCGGAAGCCUCACAGAGCGGCGAUGAAGCCGCCGUCAGUGUCUCCAAAAAACUAGAGAAGAGGAACUCCAUCCACUUAUUCUUCAAAAGCCUGGGGCCAAAGAGGCUGUCGGAAGCCAGCGUUCAGACUGAUCCCGUGACCAUUACUUAUCCGUGUGAAAAGGCCAAGUAACAGCCCCGCUGAGAGUCUCCACUGCCGUAUUCUUUGACCCUAAUGAAUAGCAAGAUGAACUUUUGUACAGAUACAUCUUUCCUUUUCUCAUCUGAGAGUGGGAGGAAGGGUGGGGAAAUUUUAAAUGUGUACCAGGGUUAAGAGCAAGUGGUUAGCGAUUGCGAAAGGAAGGACAGCUGUGUCAUGUGAAGCGGGAAAUGGAAAGAAAGCCCAUUUUCAACAGGCUCAGAUAUGACUCCGGUUGUGGCAUUUCGAUGGACAUCAGUGCCGUUUUGGCAAAAAAGCAGUAGCUAAUCUAUAGAGACGUGCGACUCUGUUUUACUCACUUUAACUGACAUGGCAUUUAUUUUUAUAUAAAAAGGGAGCAUGUUCUUAAAGCCCCGCCUUCAACUUGGGGAGUGUUCAACUUAAAUCUUCCUAAACUCAAACCUUAUAUUUAUCUGUAUGUUGGAUAUUCUAAUGCUAAGAUUUGUCUGAUCCUAAAUACCUGCACAUGUGUACCUAUUAUUUUCUUUGUAAACCAAUAUCUUCUCAUGGAACAUGAAGAACAUUAAAAAUGCAUUGCCUAUGUGA
Messenger RNA from Paramormyrops kingsleyae, 2542 nucleotides. NCBI's taxonomy places the organism in Eukaryota, Metazoa, Chordata, Actinopteri, Osteoglossiformes, Mormyridae. The record is from RefSeq and is a predicted model, not a curated record.